This is a messenger RNA of [Candida] anglica, 780 nucleotides long. The record is from the annotation of a GenBank genome assembly. Lineage: Eukaryota; Fungi; Ascomycota; Pichiomycetes; Serinales; Debaryomycetaceae.
AUGUCUUUCCCCCUCUACUCUAAACAAGCUGAAAUCAAAGGUAAAGUUGCCUUGAUUACUGGUGGUACCAAGAAUUUAGGUGCUGCAACUGCCACUGAAUUGGCUAAAUUUGGUGCUAACUUGUUCCUUCAUUAUCAUUCAUCUUCUGAUAAGGAAUCUUCAGAAGAUUUGUCCAAGAAACUUUCUUCAGAAUAUUCAGUCAAGGUUGAAUUAUAUCAAGGAAAUUUAAACACUGCUCAAGAAUUGUCCGAUUUGUACAAGGCUGCCAAAAAGGCAUUCCCAGAAGGUGUUGAUAUUGCCAUCAAUAAUGUGGGUAAGGUGUUGAAGAAACCACUUGUUGAAAUUUCUGAAGCUGAAUUUGAGUCUAUGGAUCAAAUUAACAAUAAGACUGCCUUCUUUUUCAUCAAGGAAGCUGGAUUGAAUGUUAACCAAGGUGGUAAGAUCAUUUCAAUUGUGACUUCCUUAUUGGCUGCUUACACUCCAUUUUAUUCCAUUUAUCAAGGUACUAAGGCUGGUGUUGAAUAUUAUUCAAAGGCUGCAUCCAAGGAAUUGAAAGAUAAGGGAAUUUCAGUCAAUUCCGUGGCUCCAGGCCCAAUGGACACUCCAUUCUUAUAUGGACAAGAAACCGAGGGAGACAUUUCCUUCUACAAGUCUGUUGGUUUGGGUGACAGAUUAACCCAGGUUGAAGAUAUUGUUCCAAUCAUUAGAUUUUUGGCCACUGAAGGUGGCUGGAUCACUGGACAAACCAUUUAUGCCUCUGGUGGGUUUACUGCUCAUUAA